Molecule: messenger RNA, 1942 nt
Organism: Zymoseptoria tritici IPO323
Lineage: Eukaryota; Fungi; Ascomycota; Dothideomycetes; Mycosphaerellales; Mycosphaerellaceae
Gene: Pali
Product: pali pH response regulator
Exons: 7
Coding region: 311-1942 (543 amino acids)
Cellular component (GO): growing cell tip; cell division site; plasma membrane
Source: RefSeq, a predicted model, not a curated record
CUCCUCCUCCUCCUCAUCGUCCUCUCUGUCCCGCCCUGUAUGCACCGCUCGACGACGUGCUCCGGACAACGCCGACCACCCCACCGCUUACGCCAUCUCUAAUAUCUCCACCACCAUUGAUUCGAACCAAGAAUUGCCCGGCCAGGCGAUCGGCAGCGCGUGAGAUUAACGGCGACUUCCGCUGCGGCCACUCACCUUUCACGAAAGAUCUCUUCCACCACACUCGUCGCGCUGGCUGAGCGCCAGUAAGACGACGCGCGCGCCUCCACCACACACACUCGUUUGACCACCCACCCCACGAAUCGCCAACAUGCUACGCCCCGCGACGCCACUGUCCGUCAUCUUCUUCGUCGCAUUCGUCCUCCUCCUCCUCAGCACGAUUUCCACACCCGUCGUGCGAGGAAUACCGCUGGGUCGCUUUCAGGGCUAUAAUUUUGGAGUGCUGGGGUGGUGCAAUGAUGAUGGACGGUGUACGGGAGCGCAGAUUGGGUAUAGCACAGAUACAGAGUCGGACUUUUCUCUCCCUUCUUCGACGCGAAACAGUCUCUCCUCGAUCCUUAUCGUUCACCCGAUCGCCGCUCUGCUCACGUUGAUCUGCUUCGGUCUCGCGGUGGCCGCUCACUUUCACGGUCCGAGCCAUUCUCCACGCUACCUCCUCGCGUUGCUGAUUCUCACGAUCCCGACUCUCCUCGUCGCUCUCCUCGCCUUCCUCGUCGACAUCCUCCUCUUUGUUCCGCAUUUACAAUGGGGCUCAUGGAUCGUGCUGGGAGCUACCAUCCUCAUCAUUGGUUCAAGUAUAGUAACUUGCGCGAUGCGUCGCACAUUGGUCAGUCGCAAGGCUCGGAAGAAGAGGAUUGCGGAGAAUGCGGAUAUGAAUGGGUCGACGUACUACGAGCAAAUGGCGGCGAAUCAAAUCAUGGCUGAGCAGCUGCCGAAAGCGGACAGUCCUCCGCCGAUGAGCGGUGAUACGAUGGUGAAUGACAGUGGAAAGCAAUUUGCGACAUUCGAGUCGAAAGCGCAUGCAGAUGGUGGGAGGAGAAGUACGGACGAUCAAACACCCUUGAAUCCUACACCGAGUAGAGCGGGUAUGGCAAUGGUAUGCCGCCGAGGAGACCCAGCAGAGAUCAAUAUGGUAAUAGGCGGCUACGGACCUCCACCGAGAGGGUACGGACCGCCGAGAGGACGUGGUGGAUAUGGGCCACCGAGAGGCGGCUUCCGCGGAGGUCCACCGCCGCCAGGCUGGAAUGGAAGAGGUAGAGGAUAUGGCCCUCCUCCUGGAAUGAUCGGUCGUGGAGGAAUGCCGCGACAAGGACCACCUCCUGGGUAUGCGAGCGAUCCGUACUAUGGCAACCCGCGUGGACCUCCGCCUGGGAUGCCGCAGCCUCCUCCGCCUGCACAUGAUCAAUACGCGCCGAUGGGCAUUGGACAAGCGAUUGAGAUGGACGAGAGGACCGGAAACGCAACUUUGCCGCAACCCGCAUAUGCGAGCAACAAUGAUCCGAGACGGCAUGACAGCGACUGGGGACCCGGUUCGAGCUUGUAUUCUGGGACGGACCCACGCCAUGACUCGAAUCAGCAGCAAUGGGCACAAUCACCCCUCAGCAUGCCCGAUGGUGCUCGCGACUCCGGCUCAACAGCCGACCACCAAUACUCCGGCACCCUCCCCUCUUCCCGCGCAUUACCUUCCGACCAAGCUUUACCACCUCUCCGCAAACCCGCCGACUCAGACACCUACUACGAAGACGUCGACCCCCGCUUCGCCGUCGACUCCCCCGUCCCCGCAAACCUCCUCCCCGGCCAAGCCACCACAACAGGCGGAGGCGGAGGAGGGGGAGGAGGCUACCACGCCACCUCCACCCCAGCACCGAAGCUUCACAUUUCACUUCCGUCUCCCAACGAGGCGUCAACCCCGCCUGGCGCCCUGGUCCAGGCAUGGCGAUAG